AUGAUCGAAAAUAAAAUUGAAGACUUAGAUUCUCGUGUAACGGAUGUUGAGUUCAAUGUUGGAGGAGACGUUUCAUCCUAUACUAAGGCCUUACCGCUCUUUACUCAAGUUAUUCGAUUCUUAAUUUUAUUUGUCAUUUCUGCUGUCAUUGUUUCCGUGGCUCUACUUUUCACCCAUCAUCGCAUGCCCAAUCCACGGGAUGUGCGACCUUUGCCAGACCUUUUCUUUGAGCUACUCCCCACUCUGGAAUGGAUGGAGCCUAUUGUAGAUCUAAUUAUUCUCGUGUUAAACCUCAGUGUGGCCUAUACGAUAUUAAAGCUCUACGUUUUAGAUCGUCACACGAGAUCGCACGAAAAAAUAAAACUAUUCUCCACCAUCCGCUACAUCGGCGGACCGGUGAAUCGCUUUUUAUUUUCCGUCGUGGACACCGGCAGGCGUCCAUACGCGGUGGAAAAGAUUCAUUUAAUCGCGCUGAUUCGUUUUUUGACGGUCUACACCAUUAUGCUGUUGUACCGCUCGGUGGUGCUUGUGUGCACGGCCUACCCAGCCACGGAAAACCACUGCCAGCACCCCCAGUCCAUUGAGCACCCUGUGUUAAACGUUCUUCUGACCCUUGUGACCUUCGGCAGCGGGUCGAUUCACUGCGGGGAUUUGAUGUUCAGCGGGCAUACCAUCAUCAUCUGUUUGGCCUGGGCCAUUCUUUGGGAUUACGGGGUCUAUCUCCACCGCUUUGCCUUUCGGGUGGGGGCCACCGCGUUGGUGGGGAUCGCAUUUUAUGGCAUCCUGGCCUCGCGCUCGCACUACACCGAUGACAUCCUCGUCGCCGCCUACGCGACGGUGGUGACUUUUUGGUUGAUCGCCCACAGCCCCGACGGCGCGCCUUGGCAGCUGCAGGGGCUGAUUCGGUGGUGGUACUUCCCGGGCUCGAAUGAGGCGCGUCCCGGCGAAUUCACGCGACGGGAGACGUGGAAUCCGGACGUCGUCUAG
Messenger RNA from Phytomonas sp. Hart1, 987 nucleotides. NCBI's taxonomy places the organism in Eukaryota, Euglenozoa, Kinetoplastea, Trypanosomatida, Trypanosomatidae. The record is from the annotation of a GenBank genome assembly.